Aplysia californica (California sea hare) is the source of this 6946-nucleotide messenger RNA. RefSeq names its product WW domain-containing adapter protein with coiled-coil. Gene Ontology annotation, molecular function: chromatin binding; RNA polymerase II complex binding. Gene Ontology annotation, biological process: positive regulation of TORC1 signaling; regulation of autophagy. The coding region runs from base 133 to 2361 and encodes 742 amino acids. Gene Ontology annotation, cellular component: nucleus. NCBI's taxonomy places the organism in Eukaryota, Metazoa, Mollusca, Gastropoda, Aplysiida, Aplysiidae. The transcript is spliced from 13 exons. The record is from RefSeq and is a predicted model, not a curated record.
UGUACCAGUUCCCCGGAUGUAAAAUGGCGUCGAACCAGACGAAUGUAGUGGCAUAGAAGUCUGUGAAAAUUUGCAGGAACCCAUCUCAUCUCGUUUCUUUGCAUUGCAUUUUGCUAUUGUUCUAUAGCAUUAAUGGUAAUGCAUGCAAGGAAACAACCCAGACUCAAUGAUGGGUAUGCUGACCGAAAAGACGCCCAUCUGCAUCAGGACAUGCAGUACCAUAGCAGUCUAUUUGCCAACGACAGUGAUGACGACAGACCCAUUAGCAGCCGUGUUAGUCCCAGAUAUCAGAACAAGUCCUCUUAUAUUGAGAGAAAUAAAGAGAAAAGAGGUUCCCUCAGCCUGGCAGAGGAAAAGGUCAGUCACUACUUGGCCACAGGCAGCUUGGGUCGACCAAUCUCACUUGAGUCCAGUUUCUCAAUGCCGGGAGGGGAGCAAAGCGGAGGCGGAGGAAUGGAUCGCUCAUCUUCCAGCAGCCACAGAGACAGAUCAGCAAGCCAGAGUGGAGGCGGGGGUGGGGGAUCCCAUCGAGACUACAACAGCCACUCAAAGUAUUCAGGUGGAGAACACAGGGCUUCGUCCUCUUCGUAUCAUCCUCACUCUUCUGCAGCAGAGCAGCAGCCAUCUAAAGGAUCAUCUUACCAGCAGGGAGGCGAUGCCAACAGCCACCCGGAAAGGGACAAAGCUCCAUCAGCAACUAAUAAUGGGAAGCAAUCGACCUCUAGCAAAGAACACGGGAAAGACAAAGAGCAAGUGCAAAAGUCUGCCAUUCGAGUGUGUGGGGACUGGUCAGAGCACAUCAGUAGCUCAGGGAAGCGGUACUACUACAACUGCAAGUCUGAGGUGUCUCAGUGGGAAAAACCUAAGGAGUGGAACAGUGAAAUGUGUAAAACACCAGAUCACAGAUCAAAAGAUGGACGACCAAAAACACUUGCCUCUGCCAACAAAAUCAGUGACAAUAGAGCCUCUCGACAUUCCAGCUCAAGCGAGCACCACGAGCGAGCUCAUGGUCACCGAGGGAACAACACAGACAGCGGCGACCCCCAGCACCGGGGAGAGACUCCCUCUUCUGUCGUGCGCAAUGACUUGCACAGCAGCCAGCACGGCAACAGAGAGCACAGCAGGGACAGCCACAUGUCCAGGGAGAACAGCCGAGACAACAACUCUGGCUCACGAGACCCUCACAAAUCAAACAUGGACAGAGGACGACUUGCUGAGAGUUCGUCCACUAACUCCUACCACCAUCACAGCGGAAUGUCCCGCUCAGGGUCCACUCCCGGUAACGAAGACUCGCAACAUAUGGACUACAAGCGUUCUCAAACGGAGGGUCAUGUAUCCUCAUCACAGCAUGGAGAUUACAAAAGGACUGGUGUUGAAAGUUCUCGGAGAAGGCGUGCGGAUAGCCAAACGUCUCAGAGAUAUCACGACACUGGGCAGGUUCCAAUAGAUGACAUGGACAUUUCCCCCUCCCCCUCUCCCUCUCCAUCCUCAUCACGACCUUCCUCGGUGACAGGCACCCCCCAGAUGCCGGCCACCAGCACACCAAUCGCGACUGCCACCACCCCUGCCCACAACGCUAACAGCACCCCUGGUGGGCAGCGGGCGGCUUCCCCUCAAGGCUGUCCCAUCCCCACUUUGGUCAACAGGCAAGCUGUCACAGAGGGAGGAAAUUAUGACAAAAGCAAAACUAUUCAGACACUUCAGGAGUUGCAAAAAGCUUUGAGUAUGCACAUACACAGGGCUCAACAAAGUACCACAACAGGCCAAGGCCCAGUGGUACCUGGAGCAGGGCUACUCAGCACUCCCAUGGCCACCCCGAUGAGUGCCAGUUCCCUGAUAUCCUUGCACCCUUCGACCUUUCCUUCGGGCUUGCUACCGAUGGGCCCACAGGGACAGCCGAUGAUGCCCACAGCUCUUGGGGAAGAGAAUGUUGGAGGUCGGGCGAGUCCGGUCUCAGAUACCAGUUCUCAAAGCUCUUGUGGUAGUCCAACACCGAGUGACAGUAGCUCUCAGAAUGCUGCGGUGAACUCACAAGCCCUGACGGCGGCAGCCAUGAAGCGGGAGGAAACGGCCAAACUGACAGCCUCACUCAGCAACUACUACAAUGAGAAGCUGAUCGGCCAUGUGUUGGGCUGGCAAGCAGAUGGUGUGGAAAAGCAGGCGCUGAAGCACUGGGAGGAGUCAAUGAUGAUGGGCAGCCAUCAGUGCAGCAAGGUGUCUGUGGAGCUGAAACGGGCUCGUUCUCAGGUCCGCAUCGCAGAAAUCCAGUCUACUCUUCACGAACAAAGGAUUAUGUCGUCGGACCAGCAGCGGCAAGAGAUUGAGAAUCUGAAAACUCCUUCAUCGUUCUUACCUUCGUGACAUCAAGUGUAGUGAGGAGGAGGGUGGGACGUUGGACACAACUAUAUGAUGUACUGGGAUCAGAGUGACUCUACGAUGUGUGAUAUAUCAGUUGGCUGGUGAUUGCUUGCUCUGUGAAUGUUGCUGGAUGGACAGUUUGUGAUGUUGGGUAUCUGUGAGGUGAAUGAAACUGAACUACUAAUAAUAUGUUCUUUGAUGAGAGGCUGCUGGUUUGAGAGGGAAUGGGUGGGUUGGGGUUGUUACUUUUUCUUUGCUCGUUAUAGGAGUGACUGAAAUGUUAUUAUAGAUUUUGAUUUUAUUUUUCUCUGUCGUUUUACUUGGAAUUCAUCUGUUCUAUUAUUUGGCUAGACUGUGCCAUGGCUUUCGCAGUGUUUGGGUCUUUGCUGGUUUCCUUUUGUUGGAUAUUGUUUCAAUAUUACUUUAAGCCGUGCAACACUUUCAACAUUUGCUUUCUCCAGUUUGUACCUUAGCAUGAGUCUCCUCAAGUGCACCCAGGUUUCUUUCCAGAUGAAUGUCUUUUGUUCGGUAGUUUUGUAUGUCUCUUGUGGGCCUACUUGGUUCAAGAAAAUGAAAUCAGGACUUCUUUUUUCUUUCUACUCUUGAUGAUAGUCCUACUAUUGUGUGCAAUAUCUAAAUUCUUAAGUGGCUCCUAAUUACUGUUGCUGCGUCAAAUGGUCCAUGGUGCAGUGCUACUUUGAGAAGUUGUUUGAAAUCUUAGUUGGUCAGCAGCACUGGAACAAUCCGGCCCUUGCAAUUACUGUGAUGUGGCACGGGAAUAAAGUUUUGAACUUCUGUUAUGUUUUGCUUCUCUCGGAUCUUAUUUUUUCUUGUUUGUCUGUUGUCUUGCUUAUUCCUACUGUUUUCUUCCCAUUAUGAAGUUUGUGCACUUGACUCUGAACUCCUAAACUCUGUAAGAAGUCGACCUUGUCAAUGAGGCCAUUCUGGAUUUCAGGGCCUACUGCUUUUUUCUUUUCUUUCCUUCGAGAUGACAAAGUUUCAAGCAUUCACUCCUGGAUUUAUUUUUCCACAAUAUAGCUGACACGCAACAUGCUACUGGACGAGCACAGCACAGAUAUACACUGUAUUUAUAAGGCAUUCUGCCUGUGACCUGUAGAUAAUGACUGCAUGCCCAUGUACACACUGAUACAAAUGUAGCUCUUAGCUUAUAGCAGAGUUUGCACUUUGAUGAGCUUAGUUCUCAGUGUAAAUAGUUGUCUUGAAAGUCAAUGACCUGACCAGUUUUGGUGGAACUUCAUCGCGACACAUUUGAACCUGCCUGAGGAGCCAGCCAUCUGUACAUGAAACAACUUUUUAUUGACUCUACCGUUUAAUUUUUGGUGGUGCAAUAUCUUUGUAAUGGGGAGAAAAAACUUUUCAGAAUGUGUGUUUUCUUUAGAAAUGGGAAUUGGAUUUUAUAUUUCACUUUAGAAAAACAUCUGUGAGAAUAAAUGUCUUUUGUUUAUGAGAGGAAAACUUCUGCAAAAUUGAAUAAUUACAUUUUGUUGUUGGUGGGAGUCAUUUCUGGAAAUACUUUUUUAUAAAUAGCAUGAUUUCAUGUCAUUGUUUUUAAAAAGACAAAAGAAUAUUAGCUCUUCUGUCCUACUAGCAGAUAUCUCAAGUACGUACAAGUCAUCUAGUGACAGUAUGAAGCCAAACCAGAUACAGGAUAUACUUCCCCUAAAGUGGCAACGAAAGAAUGUUGCUGGUAGAAGAAAAUAAUUUUUAGUUUGAAACUUGAAAAAAUUGCAAUAAUGCACAAGAGCGCAGUUGAAAAGGAGACAUGGUGCAGUUUAAUAAAAACGAAACGAUCUGAAACAUAAUGAGAGAGAAGAGCAAAAGGCAAGUCCACAAUAGUUUACGAUCUUCACGAAAUUCAUUCCGCUCUUUUUAAACAAGUUGUAAAUAUUUCACUCUCUAAGCAAUGAUUGCAAAGCAGAUGUUCAGAGGGCUCGGGUCUUGCCCAGUUUGACUGAACAAAUACUGGUGGCUUUGAAAAAAAGUUUUGACCUUUUUUUUAAAAAGGUUCCUAAGUUUUAUCACAUUUCGGGCAAAGGUUGACAUUAAAGUUAGUAGUGUAUAACCAGUUCAUAUCAGUCAGCUACGGAUUCCAUCCUUUUUUAAUGGCUGAAAGUUGUUUUUUUAAAAAGAAAGUGACAUUUAUCAUGCUGACGUUACGGAUUAAGACAGAUACGGGAUUUGGAACACUCUGUCCUCUUCUUCAUAAACUUUUGCUAACAUUUCGUCGGAUAAGGGUUGUUGAAUAAUUACUGACCUUUACCUCUCUGUUUCCUUUUUAUUUGGCAUGUGUUUCAUCCUGUUGGUUUUUUUAAUACUUUUUUGCUUCCUUCAUGUCCUAAGCAUUGAUGGUGCUUUGGUUGGGCUCUUCACCAUUGUGCACAGAAAAUGAGUUUGAAUCCAGUGUUUGGAGGUUUCUCUAUAGAGUAUCUCUUCUGGGACAUUGUAUCUCUCACACAGGGUUGGCCAUGAUAGGCAAGGUCGAAGCUGGCCGCCGUCCUUAAAGAUCUAAAUUUGGUUGAUGAGGGCGUAACACUAUUAGUUUAUUCCUCCCCAAAGCUUGGAAGUGUCCUGUGAGGUUAGUCCUGUUCACCAGCUGUGGGAUGAGUAGGUCUCGGAGGAGCCUUUCUGUACAGACAGGUGUUGUGUUGUGUCUGGCUCAGAGUCGAGUCUGCUGGGAUUGCGAUGGUUAAAGGUUCUUUGACAUUUCUAGCUAGUACUGUUAGAUUAUAAUGAUGGUGGUUGUCAUCAGUCAAGACCAAAUAUUUUCUGUUGGUUAAGUUUGACUCUAUAUUUUGCGUUACUUUUUCUGCUCCUUUGGUAUCUUUUAAAUUUUUAUUUUAUUUUAUUUUUUCUUUGUCGUAGUGCAUGCUUCAUCUUGUUGUUGACUAGAACAUGAAAUGUUGGCACCCCACUGUUGUUGAUGUUGGAAUUUUACCUCAGUUAUUUAUUUAUGACGUGUCUGCAUUGAUCCCAUUCGUAAAUGCAUUAAGGAGAGCUAUGUGGCCUAAGACAAAGGGUGGUAAAGUGCACUUUUCUCAUUGAUAUUUCAUGCAUAGCAUUCGAAGUUAUGAAAAUAAGUACUUUCUUGAAUAAGCUGUUUCGGACAAACGCAGCCUGCAUAACAGCGUCUUUGAGGAAAAGCUGGUUGCUUGUUUGAGUUACUCUCUUGAUCUUAUGGCAUCGCUGGGAGGAUUUCAUAGAUAGCUUGACAAAGAGGCGUAGAGUAGACAAAGAGGGCGAGUUUGAGACAGUUGCCAGGUUUUAACUCAAGGAAAAUUUUGUUCUUGGUCAACGUUCCUCCCUGCAGAGAGCUGUGUGGUCUUCAAAGCCAUGUUGUCUUUUGGCAUUGGUUCUGUCGGAUUGUCAGCUGAAGCAGUGCUAUAUUCAUCUCUAUUUACAGCUAAGUAAAUACGUCGUGUUCUAUGAAGGCCAGAGCAUUCCACAUAAUUGGCCGAGGAGUCGUACCUAUAGACUACUUUUGUUGGAAUGUUUUUAAAUACAAAUCCACUUUUUUUUCGUGCAAAGGAUUGUUUUGAUGAUUGACUUGUAGCUUUGCAGCUCGGCUUAAAAGCGCAUCUGAGUGAACAAGUAAACUAUUCCUGUUUUGAGUUGAUUCACAAAGAGUGUUUGUUGAAUGGGCUGUCAUGAAGAAACGGUUUAAGGAAACUCGUGUACAUGCUAUCAAUAGUUCUUGGUUCCCUGUUCCUUUGGAAGUUUAUGUGGUCAAAAAUUCUCUUUAACCAAGUUUGAUUAAAUCGUAUUUUCCAUAAGAGGUUGAUAUAUGUUGUUUCUCAAAAUCGUAAUUUUUGGGAGGGGGAAGGCAGAGAAAUUAAUAAUACUCAACAAAUGUGAUAGCUCAGAGCAAUGUGGGUUUUUGUGUGUUACUUGAACUCUCUUAACUUUUGAGUAUUCUUGCAGAGGAGUCUUUCCUAUUUUAUCAUGGGCCGUUUUCUGUUUUAGAAAUGGAAAUUAAAUUUUUACAGGUCCCUGGGAUUUAAAAAAAAGCCAAGAGCUAGGUUAAUGAUUCUGCUGUGGUAAGAUGAAAAUCUCAAUGUGAAUGAGCAGUUGGAACUGGUUGCUGUUGCAUGUCAAUGUGAAGUUUUAUUAAUUUGUACAUAACUGCUAUUUCCUAUACCCCGUUCCCCACCCUGCUAUUGUUGGGGGGUAUUAUUAUUAUUGUUAUUAUUAUUAUUAUUAUUACUUUCAUUUUGUUUGUUGAUUUCCUGAAAGCCAGGUCCCAUUCAUUUCUGGGGGUUUGUUUUUUUCAUUGGCUACUUUCAUGUAACGGGAAGAAUGUUUUUUUCCGAUUUUGAAAAGGGUGAAACAUCAUCUCUCUAUAUAGUUACUGAUAUUCACUUUUUCACCGAAUGGUUGCUAUGUUUUUUAGACACGGGAUUUACAGAUAUGAAUAAUUGUAUUUUGUAUCACAUGCAAUUGUCACCUUAUGUCCUUUUAUUUGUGUAUGGUUACUAUAAAUAUUAAUUACAAUUAUUGUUUUUAGUGAAUUUGCUUGGCUUUGUCAAUUCAAGCAGAAAUUAACAUUGUGAAUAAAUUACUUCAAACUUCA